Messenger RNA from Echinops telfairi (small Madagascar hedgehog), 867 nucleotides. It is a transcript of the gene PHF5A, whose product is annotated as PHD finger protein 5A. The record is from RefSeq and is a predicted model, not a curated record. Gene Ontology annotation, biological process: mRNA splicing, via spliceosome. NCBI's taxonomy places the organism in Eukaryota, Metazoa, Chordata, Mammalia, Afrosoricida, Tenrecidae. Gene Ontology annotation, cellular component: U2 snRNP; precatalytic spliceosome; catalytic step 2 spliceosome. The coding region runs from base 28 to 360 and encodes 110 amino acids. The transcript has 4 exons.
UUCCGGUGGCCAGUGUGAGUGGGAGCUAUGGCUAAACACCAUCCGGAUUUGAUCUUUUGCCGCAAGCAAGCUGGUGUCGCCAUCGGAAGACUGUGUGAAAAAUGUGAUGGCAAGUGUGUGAUCUGUGACUCCUAUGUGCGCCCCUGCACCCUGGUGCGCAUAUGUGACGAGUGUAAUUACGGCUCCUACCAGGGCCGCUGUGUGAUCUGUGGAGGGCCCGGAGUCUCAGAUGCCUAUUACUGUAAGGAAUGCACCAUCCAGGAGAAGGAUAGAGAUGGUUGCCCAAAGAUUGUCAAUUUGGGGAGUUCUAAGACUGAUCUCUUCUAUGAACGCAAAAAGUACGGCUUCAAGAAGAGGUGAUUGGCUGGCAGUCCUUACCUUCCCCUGUAAAGCUGUGCAGCUGCCAGAGAAGACACCUACCAGCAAAGAAGUGGGGCCCAGAACACCACCAGACCGACCUGUUGCUCUACUGGUAACUUUCCACCUGCUCCCUCUCCCUUCGCCCAGACACGGGUGUAGGAACGGAAAAGGACUCUUCCUGGCACCCUAGCCAUUUCAGCAUAGUUCUUGAUUCUUUUUGAAUUUGCAACGUAUGCCUCAGUUCCCCACGUGGAUGGCUUCUCGCUAUACCAAGCCGUCCUCACUACAAUAGAAAAACACCUUGGCCACUGCUCCAAUGGCAGGUGUCCUUGAUGAAAUCUGGGGUCAGGGUACAGUGGGGAGAUAGCAGAACAGCGACCUGAACGUGAGAUUUGAUCUUGUAAAGGUUACCAGGGUGGUGCUGGCCUCAUGCUACUUUUCUUCUGAGAAAUUGGAAACCCUUACUGUUGCUGUUGUGUUAAUAAAGUUGGUGUUUAUUUUCUGGUA